Molecule: messenger RNA, 1215 nt
Organism: Arabidopsis lyrata subsp. lyrata
Lineage: Eukaryota; Viridiplantae; Streptophyta; Magnoliopsida; Brassicales; Brassicaceae
Product: NDR1/HIN1-like protein 13
Exons: 1
Coding region: 204-1058 (284 amino acids)
Source: RefSeq, a predicted model, not a curated record
AGGGAAACAAAGAAGAAGAAAAACAUUUGAGUUGGUAAACGCAAGAAAAUUCCGGUCCGAAAGACCAACUGAAGUUACGCAAAUCAACCACAGCCACUUACUCUCCCACUCCAUGCAAAAACCCUAAUUUCCGCAUUGCCUCUGUUCUCUUCUCUCUCGACAGUCCCUCCACCACGACACAUUUCCUUCUCACCGUUAUUCCGAUGGAGGGGCCACCGCUACCUCCGACCUCCACCUCCACCGGCAAUGACAAUGAAAACAAGACCGGUAAUGCUUCUUCUACGUGGCAUCGUCCCACCACCAGCCUCCCCCAACUUCCUUCAUCUGGCUCCCAAGUUUCUUCACCUCCACAACAUUUACGUAAUCAUUCUUUGAAUCUCUCCCCACACUUAUCAUCUUCUACUCCUCCUCCUCCUCCUGAUCCAAUCCCAGCGAUCGAGACCUACGUAGUGCAGGUUCCGAGGGAUCAGGUCUAUUGGACCCCUCCCCCGGAUAAUGCAAGGAUCGUCGAAAGACGCAGGAAUAGCGAGCUGGGGAGAAAUAAUAAAAGCUUUUGUUCUAAAAGAUGCAUAUGGUUAUUCAUCUCUGUGAUCGUCAUCGGAUUCAUCAUCUGCGCCAUCGCACUAAUCGUCGGUUUUGUAUUCAAGCCCGAACCUCCGGUUUUCAACGUUAAGAAAUUCGAGAAAUCUCGUCAUUUCGAGAUCAUGUUGACAUCCAAGAACCCAACCUCCACCAUGUGGGUGACCUACAAAGGUCUAGUCUCUCUGAUGUACAAAAACAAGAACCUAGGCCAAGGGAAUUUCCCGGAGCUGUCACUAGCCGUGUCCGGAUCCCAUACGGUUAACCUAAAGCUAGAAGGGUCCAAGAAUGCGGCUCUGCUGCCGCCUGAAGUGGUUAGUUUGGUAUUGACGAUGGGGCUCAAUGCGGGAUUCGGCACGGGAUUGGUGAAACGGGACAAGGAAGUGGCAGUGACAUGUGAUAUUAAAGUAAAAGGAUUAUUAGAUGCGCAGAAGGUUGAGAUUGUGUCGGAGAGUUGUGAGAGUGAGUUCAUUAAAUAAAACAAAUUCACACUCAAAAUAUUAUAUUUGGUCUUUUAGAGGUUAAUUAGCGAGCUUUAUUACUACUUCUCAUGUAAGGGGUUUUCCUCCGAAUGUCAUAUGCUUUUUUUUCUUUUGUUUUGACUUUUACAUGUUAAUGUGUGAUACAUCUGUUUUU